AUGGCCCUGCCGUCACUGCUGCUGUUGGUGGCAGCACUGGCAGGUGGGGUGCGACCUCCCGGGGCCCGGAACCUGACGCUGGCGGUGGUGCUGCCGGAACACAACCUGAGCUAUGCCUGGGCCUGGCCGCGGGUGGGUCCCGCUGUGGCCCUAGCCGUGGAGGCGCUGGGCCGGGCACUGCCCGUGGACCUGCGCUUCGUCAGCUCUGAGCUGGAUGGCGCCUGCUCUGAGUACCUGGCACCGCUGCGCGCCGUGGACCUCAAGCUGUACCAUGACCCCGACCUGCUGCUAGGCCCCGGGUGCGUGUACCCCGCUGCCUCUGUGGCCCGCUUUGCCUCCCACUGGCGCCUGCCCCUGCUGACGGCGGGCGCUGUGGCCUCUGGUUUUGCGGCUAAGAACGAGCAUUACCGCACCUUGGUUCGCACGGGCCCCUCGGCACCCAAGCUGGGCGAGUUUGUGGUGACCCUGCACGGCCACUUCAACUGGACGGCCCGCGCUGCCUUGCUGUACCUGGACGCCCGCACGGACGACCGGCCUCACUACUUCACCAUAGAGGGCGUCUUCGAGGCGCUGCAGGGCAGCAACCUCAGCGUGCAGCACCAGGUGUACACCCGAGAGCCUGGCGGCCCUGAGCAGGCCACGCACUUCAUCCGGGCCAACGGGCGCAUCGUGUACAUCUGUGGCCCUGUGGACAUGCUGCAUGAGAUCCUGCUCCAGGCCCAGAGGGAGAACCUGACCAACGGCGAUUACGUCUUCUUCUACCUGGACGUCUUCGGAGAGAGUCUCCGUGCGGGCCCCACGCGCUCGACGGGCCGGCCCUGGCAGGACAACCGCACCCGGGAACAGGCCCAGGCCCUCAGAGAGGCCUUCCAGACGGUAUUGGUGAUCACGUACCGAGAACCCCCAAAUCCCGAGUAUCAAGAAUUCCAACAUCGUCUACUGAUGAGAGCCCGGGCAGAUUUUGGUGUGGAGCUGGCCCCCUCCCUGAUGAACCUCAUCGCCGGCUGCUUCUACGACGGGAUCCUGCUGUACGCCGAGGUGCUGAACGAGACGGUGCAGGAAGGGGGCGCCCGGGAGGACGGGCUUCGAAUCGUGGAGAAGAUGCAGGGACGGAGAUACCGUGGUGUCACUGGGCUGGUUGUUAUGGACAAGAACAAUGACCGGGAGACUGAUUUUGUCCUGUGGGCCAUGGGAGACCUGGAUUCCGGGGACUUUCAGCCUGCAGCCCACUACUCAGGAGCCGAGAAGCAGAUCUGGUGGACAGGACGGCCUAUCCCCUGGAGGAAGGGGGCCCCUCCCCUGGACAACCCCCCCUGUGCCUUUGACCUGGACGAGCCAUCCUGUGACAAAACCCCACUUUCGACUCUGGCAAUAGUGGCCCUGGGCACAGGUAUCACCUUCAUCAUGUUCGGGGUGUCCAGCUUCCUCAUUUUCCGGAAGCUGAUGCUGGAACGGGAGCUGGCUAGCAUGCUGUGGCGCAUCCGCUGGGAGGAGCUGCAGUUCGGGAAUUCAGAGCGGCACCACAAAGGCGCAGGCAGCCGCCUCACACUGUCACUGCGGGGAUCCAGUUACGGCUCGCUCAUGACAGCUCAUGGGAAAUACCAGAUCUUUGCCAACACCGGUCACUUCAAGGGCAAUGUUGUUGCCAUCAAACAUGUGAAUAAGAAGCGCAUCGAGCUGACCCGGCAGGUCCUGUUUGAACUGAAACAUAUGAGAGACGUCCAGUUCAACCAUCUCACUCGCUUCAUUGGCGCCUGCAUAGACCCCCCCAACAUUUGCAUCGUCACCGAGUACUGUCCUCGUGGGAGCCUGCAGGAUAUUCUGGAAAAUGACAGUAUCAACUUGGACUGGAUGUUCCGUUACUCACUCAUCAACGACCUUGUUAAGGGCAUGGCCUUCCUCCACAACAGCAUUAUUGCAUCUCAUGGGAGUCUCAAGUCCUCCAACUGUGUGGUGGAUAGUCGCUUUGUGCUCAAAAUCACAGACUAUGGCCUGGCCAGCUUCCGAUCCACUGCUGAGCCUGAUGACAGCCACGCCCUUUAUGCCAAGAAGCUAUGGACAGCCCCAGAAGUGCUCGGUGGGAGCCCCCUGCCAACCACGGGCAUGCAGAAGGCUGAUGUCUAUAGCUUUGGGAUCAUCCUCCAGGAGAUAGCACUUCGCAGUGGUCCUUUCUUUCUGGAGGGCCUGGACCUCAGCCCCAAAGAGAUUGUCCAGAAGGUCCGAAACAGUCAGCGGCCAUAUUUCCGGCCGAGCAUUGACCGCACCCAGCUGAACGAGGAGCUGGUUUUGCUGAUGGAGCGAUGCUGGGCGCAGGACCCCGCUGAGCGGCCAGACUUCGGACAGAUUAAGGGCUUCAUUCGUCGCUUUAACAAGGAGGGCGGCACCAGCAUACUGGACAAUCUCCUGCUGCGGAUGGAGCAGUACGCCAACAACCUGGAGAAGCUGGUGGAGGAGCGCACGCAGGCCUACCUGGAGGAGAAGCGGAAGGCCGAAGCCUUGCUCUAUCAGAUCCUGCCCCAUUCAGUGGCAGAGCAGUUAAAACGGGGAGAGACGGUACAGGCUGAGGCCUUUGACAGUGUCACCAUCUACUUCAGUGACAUCGUUGGCUUCACGGCCUUGUCGGCAGAGAGCACGCCCAUGCAGGUGGUGACACUUCUUAACGACCUGUAUACCUGCUUUGACGCCAUCAUUGACAACUUCGACGUCUACAAGGUGGAGACCAUCGGAGACGCCUACAUGGUGGUUUCUGGCCUCCCGGGGCGCAAUGGCCAGCGCCACGCGCCUGAGAUUGCCCGGAUGGCCCUAGCAUUACUGGAUGCGGUUUCCUCCUUCCGCAUCCGUCACCGGCCCCACGACCAACUGAGGCUCCGCAUAGGGGUCCACACAGGGCCAGUCUGCGCCGGGGUCGUUGGCCUGAAGAUGCCCCGCUAUUGUCUGUUUGGGGAUACGGUGAACACUGCCUCUCGGAUGGAGUCCAAUGGUCAAGCUCUGAAGAUCCACGUCUCCUCCGCCACCAAAGAUGCCCUGGACGAGCUAGGCUGCUUCCAGCUGGAGCUUCGGGGGGACGUGGAGAUGAAGGGAAAGGGAAAGAUGCGGACGUACUGGCUCCUGGGAGAGCGGAAAGGGCCUGGCGGGCUCCUGUGA
Molecule: messenger RNA, 3144 nt
Organism: Orycteropus afer afer
Lineage: Eukaryota; Metazoa; Chordata; Mammalia; Tubulidentata; Orycteropodidae
Gene: NPR2
Product: natriuretic peptide receptor 2
Exons: 22
Coding region: 1-3144 (1047 amino acids)
Biological process (GO): intracellular signal transduction; protein phosphorylation; cGMP biosynthetic process
Cellular component (GO): membrane
Molecular function (GO): peptide hormone binding; natriuretic peptide receptor activity; protein kinase activity
Source: RefSeq, a predicted model, not a curated record